Cryptomeria japonica (Japanese cedar) is the source of this 1471-nucleotide messenger RNA. Its product is annotated as expansin-A4. NCBI's taxonomy places the organism in Eukaryota, Viridiplantae, Streptophyta, Pinopsida, Cupressales, Cupressaceae. The transcript is spliced from 4 exons. The record is from RefSeq and is a predicted model, not a curated record. The coding region runs from base 159 to 941 and encodes 260 amino acids. Gene Ontology annotation, cellular component: extracellular region. Gene Ontology annotation, biological process: plant-type cell wall organization.
UGGCGUUAUACUGUUGAUGGGUCAUCAUCAAAGCUUGGAGUUAAUGCGGAGCUGAGCACAAUAAGUAGUGGUGCUUGUGAGCCAGGAUCCCUCACCGAAGUUGUCGUUUUUGCUCUGCUCUUGCGUCUUUGCUGCAACAAGGAGGAGUUUCGAGGAAGAUGGGGAUGGGAUUGAGGUGUUCCGUUGUAGUUCUGCUUUCUCUUAUUCAAGGCUAUGUGGUGUUUGGGCGAAUACCCGGGGUUUUUGGGCCGGGUGCAUGGACCGAAGCUCAUGCUACAUUCUAUGGAGGGAGUGAUGCGUCUGGAACGAUGGGGGGUGCUUGUGGGUAUGGAAAUCUUUAUUCACAGGGCUAUGGAGUUCAAACUGCUGCACUGAGCACUGCUCUUUUCAAUGAUGGGCUGAGCUGCGGAGCCUGCUUCGAGAUCAAGUGUGUGAAUGACCCAGAAUGGUGUCAUCCCGGCAGCCCUUCUAUCUUCAUCACUGCAACCAAUUUCUGCCCCCCUAAUUAUGCUCUUCCCAAUGACAAUGGCGGCUGGUGCAAUCCCCCACGCCCCCAUUUCGACCUCUCCAUGCCCAUUUUCCUCAAGUUCGCAGAGUACAGGGCCGGCAUUGUCCCUGUUCUGCACAGAAGGGUUCCCUGUGCGAGGAAAGGGGGCGUGAGGUUCACAAUCAAUGGAUUCCGGUACUUCAACUUGGUGCUAGUGACAAAUGUGGCGGGUGCAGGGGACAUUGUGAAGGUGAGCAUAAAGGGUGCUCGAACAGGGUGGAUGCCAAUGUCAAGAAACUGGGGCCAAAAUUGGCAGUGCAACACAGUUUUGGUUGGCCAAGCUCUGUCAUUCCGAGUGACUGGUAGUGACCGCAGGACCUCCACAUCCUGGAACAUUGCCGCCCCAAAUUGGCAGUUCGGCCAGACAUUCAGCGGAAAGCAGUUCCGAAUCUAGAAGCUUAUUUCAGGGUUCCCUCCAUCUUCCUCAUCUUUCUUAUAUUGUUGUGCCCACUAUCAUAUUUGUCUUUUUCCAUUCCAAUGGGACUAUGCAUCUUUGAGUACCAGUGGACUGUUCUGUCAUGGAUGACAGACAGAAGAAGAUAAGUUGUUUUAUCUUCUCUUCUCUAUCCGUCCAUCCUAUCCUAUAUUUUUGACUUACAACAUGUUAUCUUGCGGCUGAGGCGGAGAAAACAGAGAAGCCCGUCCGCAAACACACUGUAUUGAAUGAAUGCUCUCUACUUUACUAAUUACGUUUGUAGUUUUACAUCUACUACUCUUCCACCACCACUGUUCUUCCCUCUGCUAAAACUAGCAGGGAUGGAAUCCAGUUAGAUUAGGGUUAGCUAGAUUUGGAGAGGAUUGUUAGUUAGUGGCUAUAGCCAAAGGAAUGCUGUGUGCUACAUCUACAUCCCAUUUGUCAUGUAUGUAUUGCUGUUUUUUGAUAAAAUGUCAUAUAAUAUAUAAAAAUAUAUUUUAAGUAUUUUA